AUGGAAGAAGACCCAAAUGACAUUUACGACUCCUUGCGCGAGGCGCAUGAGCAGUACAUCGACGAUCUUCUUCCUAAGGAUUCUGCCGAUAGCUGCCCAUAUGCUGGAUCCUUAUUGCAUUCAACGUCAAGUGCGGCGACCCCGUCGUCGUCCAAUUCCACGCGACCUAUAUCAAGCUUUACAGGUCAGCCGCAGUUUAACAUCGAAUCAGCCACUCAAUUACUAGAGGCUUUUCGAAAGAUGCAGCCAUACUUUCCUCUUAUCAGCCUGCCAGAGGACGCUGAUGUUGCCUCACUGGCGAAGGAUCGCCCAUUCGAGCUCCUUGCCAUUCUUGCUUCAGCCACUGGGUCCAAGUCGCUUCAAGGGCACAGUCUCUACGACGAAGAGUUUCGCAAGAUUCUGGCUCUGAAAUUUGUUGCCGGUGGGGAGCGCACGCUAGACCUCUUACUUGGCUUGCUAAUUUACUGCGCAUGGUAUCCAUUUCAUCUACGCCCUAGGAGCAAACAGUUAACUCAAUAUCUGAGAAUGGCCACCGACAUUGUCCAUGACUUGGAGCUAGACCAGCAACCAGAGGAAGAUCAGUUUGUCCAACCCACAAUAGAUGAAGAACGGUCCCGUGGUCUCAGAGCCUACCUGGGUUGUUUCUACCUUGUUUCGGGUAGAGCCAAUAUGUGGUCCAAGCAAACUUCAAUGCCCUUCACUCCUUGGACAGCUGCCUGCUGUGAAAUGCUCGAGAAUGCCGCUCUACUUCCAAGCGACAGGGCAUUUACAUGGAUGAUCCGCUUCCAGCAUAUGAACGAGGGCGUGAUGGGGCUCCGAAAACUUGAAAAGGAUGCCUCUCAGGAUGAGUAUCAAAUCAAGCUACUGGUCAAGGGUAUGGAGUCUCAGAUACGGGAAUGGACAGGCAAAAUAUCCAGAGAAGUAUCAUCCACAGUGACCUUGACAUUGUGCAGACUUUUCACUGAGACUUUUCUCUACGGAGCGCCACUACUUAAGUUUCCGACGCCCAGAUCCGCGUCGGGUGUCGUCGAGGUGAUCGAUGUUCAGAGGUUGGUACAAGCAGUAUCACCUCUUCAACAGUUUCUAGACCGCUGUGUAUCACUGCCGCUGUCUGAGUUUGGGAACUUCUGUAGCUUGGACUGGGGCCGGCUCAUCUGUUCCAUCAUACUCUGCUUUCGCUUGUCGUUCCCGCUGGAGAAAUGCCCGCAAUGGAAUGCCACUGCUUUCCGGCAGAGAGUGAACUUCGAGUACUACUUGUCACGACUGUGUCAAGAUGAUGAGGGCUCCGCCGGUCAUCAGAGCCUCACGCCCACUACAGCUCGAACUGCCGACGUUCGAUCCGCAAGCCAGGUCAUCCUUGAAGUCGUCAGGCGCAAGUUUCAAAAGCGCAUGGAGCUUCUUAUGGCAGCGCCUCCCAGCGCCCAGCCUAUCUCGUCCGCCAACCUGGACCGCACCAUGAAAGGCUGUCCUGUUCUAGACGGCAGUCUAGAUCAGUACUUUCAAGUCUGGGACGAGACUUUCGUGGAUCCAAGCAUGGUAAUGCCAGCGGCCUCGGAUGAGAAAUCCGCGAAUCCUCCAACUGGCCAACCCGCGGUGUUCCAUGACCUGUGGGCGACAAUGACUAUGAGCUGGGCAGAUGACGGAUCUGACAACAUGGAUAUGAACUUUGGCUCUCAAUGA
Molecule: messenger RNA, 1680 nt
Organism: Thyridium curvatum
Lineage: Eukaryota; Fungi; Ascomycota; Sordariomycetes; Thyridiales; Thyridiaceae
Exons: 4
Coding region: 1-1680 (559 amino acids)
Biological process (GO): regulation of DNA-templated transcription
Cellular component (GO): nucleus
Molecular function (GO): DNA-binding transcription factor activity, RNA polymerase II-specific; transcription cis-regulatory region binding
Source: RefSeq, a predicted model, not a curated record